This is a messenger RNA of Fonsecaea multimorphosa CBS 102226, 1578 nucleotides long. RefSeq lists its product as uncharacterized. Gene Ontology annotation, biological process: carbohydrate transport; transmembrane transport. The coding region runs from base 1 to 1578 and encodes 525 amino acids. Gene Ontology annotation, molecular function: carbohydrate:proton symporter activity. Gene Ontology annotation, cellular component: membrane. NCBI's taxonomy places the organism in Eukaryota, Fungi, Ascomycota, Eurotiomycetes, Chaetothyriales, Herpotrichiellaceae. The transcript has 4 exons. The record is from RefSeq and is a predicted model, not a curated record.
AUGGAGAAAGUCACUCUCGACGAGCAUCACGAGGCCAAAGCUGCCGACUCGAUCAUUGAGCAUGUGGCCCCAAAGGUCGAACAGGCGCGAGCAGCCGCCGAGGAAGAACACAGUCUCUCAGUCUGGGAGGCCCUUUCCAAGAACAAGACCGUCGUCUUUUGGUGUGUGUUCUUUGCCUUCAGCUGCAUUGGUUGGGGCUUUGACGCACAGGUCAACGGCGCCAUGAUCUCAGUGCCACAGUUCCGCUACACAUUCGGCUACAUCUACCAAGGGCAACCUGUGAUCCCUGCGAGCUGGCAGAGCGGGUUUAACAGCAUCUCCAGCGUUGGCCAAUUUUUUGGUGGCUUCAUGUGCUCAUGGAUCUCCGACCGCAUCGGGCGUCGGCACUCUCUCCUCAUAGGGCUGGCCUUUGUCACUGGGGGUAUUUUCGGCGAAGUCUUCUCGACCAGCAGACCGGCAUUCCUCAUCGGCAAGUUGAUUCUCGGGAUCGGCCUUGGCUUCUACUUGACCAUCGGCCCUCUCUACUGCUCCGAGGUCGCACCAGUUGUUCUUCGUGGUAUGAUAACGGGCGGUAUCAACUUUGCCAUUGUCAUUGGACAGCUCUUGUCAAAUGCUGUUAUCAAAGGAUUCGGAGACAGGACUGAUCGCUGGGCUUUUCGAGGGCCGUUUGCCAUUCAAUGGCUGUUUGUUGCCAUUCUUCUCGUCGGCAUCCCUUUUGCACCCGAGUCGCCAUGGCACUAUGUCCGUCGCGGCCGCAUGGAGGAUGCUCGGCGAUCUCUGGAGCGUCUGCACGGCAAGGAUGUUGAUGUAUCACCAAAGCUGGCCAUCAUCAUCAGGACGGUCGAGGAGGACGCCGAAUUGACCAAGUCUGCAAGAUGGGCCCAGUGCUUCCGUGGCACCAACCUCGUGCGGACCACCAUUUCGGUCGGUGCAUUUGCUUGUCAGCAUCUCUCGGGUAUUGUCUUCGUCUUGGGUUUCUCGACCUACUUCUUCGAGCUUGCCGGUAUCCAGACCAAGGACGCUUUCGACCUCGGCGUCGGAGUCACAGCCUGCGGUGUGGUUGGCGUCAUGAUCUCUUGGGCCGCCAUCAACACACUGGGUCGGAGAAAGUUGUUCGUUUCGGGCAUGAUCGGCAUGACCAUCGUCCUCUUCUUGAUGGGGAUUCUCGACGUCGUCCACACCUCGGCUGCCCGCUGGGUUCAAGCCUCUUGCACGGUCGUCUACGCACUCAUCUACCAAAUCACAAUUGGGUGCAUUGCAUUCGCUUUGCUCGGUGAAGUCUCGACUCCCUCACUUCGAGCCAAGACGGUUGGUCUGGCCACUGCAUGCCAAGCUGUGUUUGGCACGGUGAUGAACAUUGUGGUUCCUUACAUGGUCAACCCGGACAAGGCCAAUUUGAAGGGUAAAGUGGGCUUUGUGUUCGGUGGAGCCUGUCUUUUGGGCACCGUCUGGAGCUACUUCUACAUACCAGAGCUGAAAGGGCGCACAUUCCAGGAGAUUGACUAUUUGUUCCAGCACCGAGUGCCACCGAGGAAGAUGGGCAAGUACAACCUUGAGGAUGUCAAUGAUGUUAUAUGA